AUGCAUGUCAUGUUCAGCCGGUCAGUCACACAGGUCACCCAGGCUACCAGAAACAUGAUCGUUGAGGUUACAGGAUCCUGGUCUAAUCUCAUCGUUCUCUUCCUCUUAGUCCUUCUGGCAGCAUGGUUUCUCAUGUCAGACAGUAAAGGAUGCAAUGAAGACAGGGAAGCCCUCGAAGCUGAGAUGGAAAAGAGGAUUGAAGAAGUGCAACGCUUUAAAGAGCUGUUUCCUGAAUGGAAAAAAAAGAUGAGGGAAUACAAAGGAGCACUGUGCAAUAUUGCCGACAAUAUUGACACAGUUCACCAAGGUGCCACAAUAGCCAACAUUACAGGGUCCUCAAUGGGUGCUGUCGGAGGAAUUCUAUCCAUUGGUGGAUUAAUCGCUGCUCCUUUUACAAUGGGUUCAUCAUUGGUGCUUGCAAGUUUGGGAGCUGGCAUAGGUGUAGCUGGUGGUGUCACUAACAUUGCAGCUAGUGGUGUGGAUGCUUUUAAACAAGGGGACAUAGCAAAACAAAUAGAUGAAAUCAUGAAACAAUAUAAAGAGGAUAGUGCAGAAAUGGCAGAUUGCUGCGAUCAGUGUGUUAAAACGAUUCAAUUCUUAAAUCCCUGCCUUGAUGGUUCAAAUUGUACAGUGGAGAAAAUAGCUGAUACCUUAACAAAAAGGGUGAUGAUUCUUAUUGCAGCGCACAAAGCAGCAAGCAUAGCAGGGAGAGAUGCAGCAAAGAUAGCAGCAAAUAAAGCAGUUAAAGAAGCAGCGAGGAAAUCAGCAAAAGAAGCAAUUAGGAAAGCAGCGAAAGAAGCAGCAGGUAAAGCAAUGAGGAAAGCAGCGAAAGAAGCAGCAGGUAAAGCAAUGAGGAAAGCAGUGAAAGAAGCAGCAGGUAAAGCAGUGAGCAAAGUAGCGAAAGAAGCAGCAGGUAAAGCAGUGAGCAAAGUAGCGAAAGAAGCAGCAGGUAAAGCAGUGAGCAAAGCAGCGAAAGAAGCAGCAGGUAAAGCAGCAGGUAAAUCAGCAGGUAAAGCGGUGGCCAGAACCAUGAGCAAACGAGCAUUAGGCACACUGGGUCUGUCAGGACUCCUUGUUGGUUGGGAUAUCUAUUCUAUAGUAAAGGAUUCCUUGGAACUUGCAGAGGGAUCGGGGACACAACUUUCUAAUCAGAUCCGAAAAUUGGCCCAACAGAUGGAGGAUGAAGUAAAGAUUUAUGAAAAGCUUUAUAAUCCUCUAGAAGGUAUUGCAGUGAAUGAUGCAGGGUGGAAACAGCCCAACUAG
Messenger RNA from Callorhinchus milii (elephant shark), 1263 nucleotides. RefSeq lists its product as uncharacterized. Bases 1 to 1263 code for a protein of 420 amino acids. The transcript has 4 exons. Gene Ontology annotation, molecular function: lipid binding. Gene Ontology annotation, biological process: lipid transport; lipoprotein metabolic process. Gene Ontology annotation, cellular component: extracellular region; membrane. Lineage: Eukaryota; Metazoa; Chordata; Chondrichthyes; Chimaeriformes; Callorhinchidae. The record is from RefSeq and is a predicted model, not a curated record.